Armigeres subalbatus is the source of this 2304-nucleotide messenger RNA. It is a transcript of the gene wls, whose product is annotated as protein wntless. Lineage: Eukaryota; Metazoa; Arthropoda; Insecta; Diptera; Culicidae. The transcript has 4 exons. Gene Ontology annotation, molecular function: Wnt-protein binding. The record is from RefSeq and is a predicted model, not a curated record. Gene Ontology annotation, biological process: Wnt protein secretion; intracellular protein transport; Wnt signaling pathway. Gene Ontology annotation, cellular component: organelle membrane; endomembrane system. Bases 163 to 1803 code for a protein of 546 amino acids.
UACCUUCUUCUACUUACCCAUCAAUCGGUCGGCUCCAGGUAUCGGAGUAGGAUCGACAAAGAUACAUCUCCGCUGUAUUGUAUCGAUUGGAUUUUUCAUCUUCAAUUUCGAUUAGAACAUCAGCUAAAAAGGUGAACUGGUGCAACGGGAUCACACCGCGUCAUGUCCGGAACGAUUCUGGAGAAUCUCAGCGGCAAGAAGCUCAGCAUUCUUGUUUCGUGUCUGCUGUUUCUGCAAUUUCUUUGCUUCCUGUUGGGUGGUCUUAUAGCUCCUGUGCCAUCGAGUGUGCAAACUAUUUUAGCUACAAUCUGCAAGGACGUGCCCGGUUCGCACAAUGACACUUCCAUUUGGUUGUAUUCCCGCGGGGAGGAUCACUGCCAAAGUUUGGACCAUCUGGACAUCGAGAACCACGACCUUAAAAUGGCCAACCAAAUUGUUUUCGUGUUUCAAAUGCCACUGCCGCGGGAAGGUCGCCAGUUGGACUAUUCUCGGUGGCAGCAGAAUCUGAUCGGUGUCCUCCAGACAGACAUUGCCUACGAUAAGAACAUACUGCUAAAGCCACAUUCCAAGAUGACUAUUGAUGCACGGUUGGCGUACCGUAAUAAAGGUGAUUCCGAUCAGGAUUGGAAAUAUCUUGCUUCGUCGCUGGAACGACGCGAUCUAGAUUGUGCCGCAGACAACGUAACUGACGAAUAUUUGUACAACUGCAAUGCCAUUCCACUAUUUGAACUGGGCUCUCUGCACCAUGAUUAUUAUCUACUGAACGUGCGGCUUCCGGUCGACAGCGAUUUAAAGAUGAAUCUGGAUAUCGGUCACAUUCAAGACUUGCAUCUGUCGGUUAUCUACCAGAACGGUGGAUUCACGAAAAUAUGGGUUUCGUUGAAAACUGUUUUUCUGCCUUUUGUCGUUAUCAUUAUGGCUUGGUUCUGGCAGCGCGUUCAUCUGCUUCAACGUAAACCCGCUUUACUGGAGUAUAUGUUGCUUGCUCUCGGUAGUGCUCUAACUUUCUUGAAUCUUCCUCUGGAAUAUCUAACACUGGUUUUCGAUAUGCCGUUCAUGCUUUUGUUAAGUGAUAUACGCCAAGGUAUAUUUUACGCUUGCUUGUUGUCAUUCUGGCUGGUGUUUGCCGGGGAGCACAUGCUCAUCCAAGAAUCUGGCGAAAAAUCUACUCUCAAAACCUAUUGGAAACAUCUGAGCGCGGUAGCUGUUGGAUGUAUUUCGUUGUUCAUGUUCGACAUGUGCGAGCGUGGUGUACAACUAAGAAAUCCCUUCUACUCGAUUUGGGUUUCAAGGAUUGGCUCUACCGUUGCUCUUGGUUUUAUAAUUCUGGCGGGCAUCUCGGCAGGACUAUACUUCCUAUUUCUUUGCUACAUGGUUUGGAGGGUAUUCUGCAAUAUAAAUCUUAAAAGGACAUCACUCCCAUCAAUGUCAUCGGCUCGCCGUCUACACUACGAAGGGAUAAUCUAUCGCUUCCAAUUCCUAAUGUUGGCCACCCUGUUGUGUGCAGCCCUUACCGUGAUUGGCUUCAUCAUCGGUCAAGUAUCGGAGGGUCGUUGGAAGUGGGAUGAGAACAUUGAUCUGGAAUUUACCUCAGCCUUUUUCACUGGAGUCUACGGCAUGUGGAAUAUCUAUAUCUUUGCCCUGAUUGUUCUCUAUGCUCCGAGCCAUAAGAAAUGGCCAGCCAACGAAACUACCGAACACAUUAUCAGCGAAGAGAUCGAAUUUAGUAAUCUACCUUCCGACUCGAACCCGAGUGAAAUUUCAUCCCUGACGCAGUUUGCUCGCAAAGCAGCAUUAGACUAAAUAUGUUAUUUUCUGCAUAAUAUGAUCAGUAUUCGCUUUUAAUAUUAUAAUGUUUUAUCUAUACACACAACAACUGCUUUUAAAAAUAACUUUGAGGAACGAUACAACGACGUUUUGUAGACAUUGUAAUACCCAUAAGCAUCUGCGAUUGUAAGACAAAUUGCGGAAAGUCAUUCAGUCAUCAUAUAAGCCAAUCAUAAAGAAUGCUUAUAGCCUUCAAUAUGGGCUACCGCCGAAUUAAGGUUUUUUGCAUUUUGUCAUCCAACUUAAUCUAUGCUUGCAUCUUCUUCAUUUUUCUAAUUCAGCAACAUAGCUGUCAUUCAAAGCCCUAGAAAUAGCAAAUGUAUUAACCACGUGUGAACAAUAUUCAGUAUUAUGUAUAGAUUAGUGUCAUAGUUGGAGUGAGCGCUCAUGUGUCUAUAAGCUGUGUUUAAAACGUGAUCAAAAAUGGAAACCGUAAUCAUAAAUAAUCUUUUUAAUAAACUCACAUCUUGUCAAAAA